Molecule: messenger RNA, 318 nt
Organism: Penicillium angulare
Lineage: Eukaryota; Fungi; Ascomycota; Eurotiomycetes; Eurotiales; Aspergillaceae
Exons: 2
Biological process (GO): regulation of transcription by RNA polymerase II
Cellular component (GO): transcription regulator complex; PcG protein complex
Molecular function (GO): DNA-binding transcription factor activity, RNA polymerase II-specific; RNA polymerase II cis-regulatory region sequence-specific DNA binding
Source: RefSeq, a predicted model, not a curated record
GUAAAGGAGGACAGUUCGAAUGUUCGUGGGAGCAUUGCGGCAAAGUAUACUGUUUUCCUCGGCGUCUACUCCUUCAGUCGGAAAUCAGAUCUUUCUCGACAUUAUCGAAUACAUACCAAAGAGCGACCCUACCAUUGCACUGUCAGAGGCUGCAAAAGAACUUUCAUUCAACGCAGUGCUUUGAAAGUUCAUUCACGGAUUCACACCGGCGAAAAGCCACACGUCUGUUAUCAAGAGGGAUGCCAGAAAGCAUUUGCGGAUGUGAGCCGUUUAGCUCAACCUGCAACUAGAAAUUGUUCGCUGAUCAGUAUACAAUAG